CGUUGCGUUCGCCCAGCACGCUUUCGUCUACGGAGCAAUACAUUGAGUGCCACCCCUGUGGAUGUGAUGACUGGACCGGCAAUCCAGAAGAUGUGGGUUUGAGUCCUGCAGCUGGCUAACCUUUCCAUUCUGUGAUAAGGCAAACCAUACCAAUCCAAUCCAAACAAAGCUCGCUUGCGCGUGCGGCGCAUGGUCGUAUCUAUCGAAGUGUCUUCGAAUUAUCCAGCUGAGGAAACAAAAAAGGAGCGUUCCAGUAACAUGACACUAAGAACACCGCUUCCACUAUACAUGCUCACCCUGGGAACGGUUUCGCUUGGAACAAGACAGCACCUAACCGCAGUCACACAUGUGCGAGACCCGUGCAUCUGCUUCGUCAAUAUCGCAAAGCUACAAGAUGUGCCGCUAAAGUGCUGGCCUGCGGCAGAGAGCAUUGACCACACGUCAGAGAACACGAUGCACCGGUGUCUUGCCAACGUGUCCGAACCAUGGCUCGACUGUCGUCCUCCGAGGGAAGUGACAGAUAUUGCGUGCGUACCUCGCGAGAACAGCACAUCGACAAUUAAUGCCCUGCGACCUUCCACAUCCUAUUUGGCCUGUGUGUUUCCUGUCUGUGAUGCGUGUCCCGAGGGGUACGGUGCCCUAGCUACAUGCUUCUCCUUCCGGACGCCACCAGCUCGAAACCGAGUAUUCUUCAAACGCGUAGAAGAAUCCCCGUUCCAAGUGGGAAUCCAGUGGAGUGGCAAGCUUACCGUUAAAGGAUGGACUCUGGUGUGCUGGUCUAAAACACCGUGUACUUUCAAAUGUUACCAAGAGGAGGUACAAUUGGACGGUGGUACAUUCAUGGUACCGGUCGAUCUCUACAGACACAGCGUGUACAUGGCCCUUCGUAUUGGUCGUAAAAUAAAGUACACUGCCUUCUUCGAACGCAAGGGAGAAGAGCCGAGCCCUCCGUGCCGUGCACUAGUGCAGCGGAUAAGCCACCGGGAGGUGAAGGUAUCUUGGCGUCCCAUAGGGAAUCGUCAAGAUGGAUUCCUGGUCUCCUGGUGCCCCAUGGACGGCCAUUGCAUAUCGAAGGAGCUGCCUCCGAAUGAAACAUCCGUCAUUAUCAGAAACCAAUCGCCAUUUAAGACGGUCCAAUACACCGUUCGAGCAUUCCGACGAAACUCGACCAACAUUUUCUACAGCAGCCCGUCCGUUGCCGAAUGGAAACGACGCCGAAGCUAUAAGAGUGUAGUAUGGGUGAAGGCUACCGUGGAAUUUUUCAUCGCCGCCUUGAUAGCGUCUGUGGUCAUCUUGACGUUGCUGCUGAUAACGGUUAUCCGCGAGCGUUUCAUCCUGGGAAGAGGAGCAGACGCAGCUGAAGCCGCAGCCAAUUUCCCAGCUGGAGAUUACAGGAGGAUUCGGCGACCACGCAUCUUACGCAGAGUCAGCUCUAGAGGGGACUGCUAGGAGCAUCAGCAAAUUAGCAAUGAUCACAAUAAAAUGGUUUCAACGUAUGGC
Messenger RNA from Ornithodoros turicata, 1500 nucleotides. RefSeq lists its product as uncharacterized. The record is from RefSeq and is a predicted model, not a curated record. NCBI's taxonomy places the organism in Eukaryota, Metazoa, Arthropoda, Arachnida, Ixodida, Argasidae. The coding region runs from base 190 to 1449 and encodes 419 amino acids. Gene Ontology annotation, molecular function: protein binding. The transcript is spliced from 8 exons.